This is a messenger RNA of Penicillium canescens, 971 nucleotides long. RefSeq names its product RING finger protein. The transcript is spliced from 3 exons. The record is from RefSeq and is a predicted model, not a curated record. Bases 314 to 874 code for a protein of 186 amino acids. Lineage: Eukaryota; Fungi; Ascomycota; Eurotiomycetes; Eurotiales; Aspergillaceae.
CUGAAAUAUCUUGGCUAAUCUUUGAUUUUUGGGGUUAGGGUCUUGGCAGGUGAGGUCCGAGAGUGCCUCCUUCAAAUCCGCCCCGGUCUGCCGUUUGAAUUUUGGUCAGACGCGUGUUGAAAGAGAAUGGGAACUCAGUGAUAUCUGGGUGCACUGCGGUGCCUAUGCAUAUACAAACGAGCGAUCCGAAUGUCACACCGUGCCCCUUGUCCCACACUCUCCAAAGCAUUCCCAUUGGGCCUAUUGGGCCUAUUGGGCGAUACUUGAAUUUUUGUUGAAUUUUUGUAUUCCUGCCUCACUCGCAUGAUCCCACAUGGAGGAAUCAAUGCCCCGCGGGGAGAUCAUCGGGAUCGUGAUUGGGGGUGUGGUCAUAUUUGCCCUGAUCAGCAUGAUUCCGUUAACCAUCAUCUGGUGCCGCCGACGAGUCAAUCGCGAGUCUUCAUUGAAUCGCGGCGAGUGGAGGCUCGGCAAUCAACAAACGCAACAACUACCCCUGCAGGAUGUCCUGGGCCACCCAGUCUCGGUGGACCGAUGGCUGGAAGAACAAAAUGUGCCCACAAAUGCCCAGCAAUAUGGCCAAGAUACUUGUUCCAUCUGCCUCUGCGCACUGUCGUCGCCGGUCUAUCCGACCUAUCCACAUACAGCCAUUCUAGCCCGGAGCCAACGCAAUCAAUCCCCAAUUCGGGCAGACGAUCCCCAUGCACGCGUGGCCCUGGACCCUGGCCACGAGACCAUUGUCUUGAAUCGAUGCAAGCAUGCCUUCCAUCUGGCUUGUCUCAAGUCUUGGUUUGAGUAUCGUCGGUAUAAGUGCCCCAUUUGCCAAGCUUCGUAUUCGCCCGAGGAGGAGGCAUGCGGAUUAAGACCCCCAACCUGAUUGUUCUUUGUCUUUUGUACAAUUUCCUGGUGGCUUUAUAUUUUCUUGGUAUCCAUGCAUCUUUUUCUCGAGGCCUUGUGACGGGCUUUGCUUUGAG